AGCUGCCGGAGAACUGGACGGACACGCGGGAGACGCUGCUGGAAGGCAUGCAGUUCAGCCUCAAGUACCUGGGCAUGACGCUGGUGGAGCAGCCCAAGGGCGAGGAGCUGUCGGCCGCCGCUGUCAAGAGGAUCGUCGCCACGGCUAAGGCCAGCGGGAAGAAGCUGCAGAAGGUGACUCUCAAGGUUUCGCCACGAGGAAUUAUCCUGACGGACAGCCUCACCAACCAGCUCAUCGAGAACGUGUCCAUUUACAGGAUCUCCUACUGCACAGCCGACAAGACGCACGACAAGGUGUUCGCAUACAUCGCCCAGGGCCAGCACAGCGAGAGCCUGGAGUGCCACGCCUUCCUCUGCACCAAGCGGAAAAUGGCACAGGCUGUCACCCUCACUGUAGCCCAGGCCUUCAAAGUCGCCUUUGAGUUUUGGCAGGUGUCCAAGGAAGAGAGAGAGAAGAGGGACAAAGCCAGCCAGGAGGGAGUGGACGUCUUGGGGACCCGCCGUGACAGCACCCCGCCACUGAAGAGCUUGGUCGCCACUGGGAACCUGCUGGACUUGGAAGAGACGGUCAAGGCCCCGCUGUCCACGGUCAGCGCCAACACCACGCACACGGAUGAGGCCCCACGGCCGCAAGCCCUGAGCAGCAGCGGUGUUGUCUGGGAGCUGGACGACGGCCUGGACGAAGCGUUCUCAAGGCUUGCCCAAUCCCGGACGAACCCCCAGGUCCUGGACACGGGGCUGACGGCGCAGGACAUCCAGUACGCCCAGUGCCUCUCGCCCGUCGGCUGGGACAAGCCCGACAGCAGCGGCACCGAGCAGGAUGACCUCUUCAGCUUCUGAGUGCCGAGAGCCCGUGGCAGACGCGGCCCGACACGGUGGGCCAGGGCCACCCGCAGCGGGGGCGCC
Tupaia belangeri chinensis (Chinese tree shrew) is the source of this 905-nucleotide messenger RNA. RefSeq names its product low density lipoprotein receptor adaptor protein 1 (gene LDLRAP1). The record is from RefSeq and is a predicted model, not a curated record. NCBI's taxonomy places the organism in Eukaryota, Metazoa, Chordata, Mammalia, Scandentia, Tupaiidae. Gene Ontology annotation, cellular component: early endosome.